Sorex fumeus (smoky shrew) is the source of this 1670-nucleotide messenger RNA. RefSeq names its product transmembrane reductase CYB561D2. NCBI's taxonomy places the organism in Eukaryota, Metazoa, Chordata, Mammalia, Eulipotyphla, Soricidae. The transcript has 4 exons. Gene Ontology annotation, cellular component: endoplasmic reticulum. Bases 95 to 1084 code for a protein of 329 amino acids. The record is from RefSeq and is a predicted model, not a curated record. Gene Ontology annotation, molecular function: transmembrane monodehydroascorbate reductase activity.
UGAUAGGUGAUCUUGGGUCCCAGCGUGGGGUGGAAUUCGCUGAAGAAAAUACAUUCGAUGCGGCAGCCGCUGCCCAUGGCUCCAACGGGCGAGAAUGGGCAGUUCCCAGGUGCCCAGAUACUGGAAACACACCUGCCAGAAGCAGCCCAAAGCCCCGCGUCUUGGGAUCGCGCAGGCCUGCGCGCUCCUGCGCGCGAGCGGCCAGCUGCUCACGGGCGCCUGCGCACUGCGGCUCAGAGGUGUGGCUGAGGGUGGGUGGGGCUCAUCCAGGAAGUCCCGGGCGGGUACGUCGCACCCGGAAGUGAGGAGACGGAGCGGCGGCGCGCACGGCCGGCCCCCGAGUAUCCCGUUUUCUCGGGAAGAAGUCACCGCGGACGGCCGGUGUUGCAGGCUACAGGUACCGGCCUGGAUGACCAUGGCCCUUUCUGUGGAAACCGAAUCACACAUCUACAGAGUUCUACGCACUGCCUCUGGAGCUGCUGCCCACCUUGUGGCCUUGGGCUUCACCAUCUUUGUGACUGUGCUUGCCAGACCUGGCUCCAGUUUGUUCUCCUGGCACCCUGUGCUUAUGUCUCUGGCUUUCUCUUUCCUGAUGACCGAGGCCCUGCUGGUAUUCUCUCCUGAGAGUUCGUUGCUGCGCUCCCUCUCUCGGAAGGGCCGGACACGCUGUCACUGGGUACUGCAGCUGCUGGCCCUGCUGUGUGCACUGCUGGGUUUGGGCCUUGUCAUCCUCCACAAGGAACAGCUGGGCAAAGCCCACUUGGCCACGUGGCAUGGGCAGGCUGGGCUUUUAGCUGUGCUGUGGGCCGGGCUGCAGUGCUCAGGUGGGGUGGGGCUACUCUACCCCAAACUGUUGCCCCGAUGGCCCCUGGCCAAGCUUAAGCUGUAUCAUGCCACUUCUGGUCUAGUGUGCUACCUCUUGGGUAGUGCCAGCCUUUUGCUGGGCAUGUGUUCACUCUGGUUCACUGCCACAGUCACUGGUGGGUUCUGGUACCUGGCUGUGCUCUGCCCCAUUAUCACAAGCUUAGUCAUCAUGAACCAGGUGAGCAAUGCCUACUUGUACCGCAAAAGGAUCCAGCCAUAAGCUCUUCCCAAUUUAGGGGAAUCCUGGGUUUGCUCCAGCUGGGCUGGAUUCUCUCAGUUGACUAGGUCAUGGGGCCACCUCAGGCACUGGAGCAAUCAGAGGAGGAGUCCUGUGUGCAACAUUCCUGCUUGCUCCCUCCCCCCCAUGAGUGUGCCCCCUUUCCUCUCCUUUGUCAGAGGAGGAUAUAUAUGAAUUAUGUCUGGAUAAAGCUGGGAUUGUAAGAGUGCUUCCCCAGAAAUUCAGUUCACGUUGGUAUGUCCAGAAAUUACAGGAGGAAAAAAAAAGUAAAAUAAAUGACUGAAAAGACUAACUGGGAGGCAGAGCCCAGAGUUGAGGGUAGUUCUUGCAACUGCUGUCAGCACGAAAUGUUGGGCAGCUGGGUAAGAUGGUCAUCCCUUGUCCCGGAUUGCUCACUGACAAGCAUGCAGGCCCUAGGCUGUCACUGAAAGGAACAGCUGUGUCCUGUAAGCCUCCCACCUGCCUGCUAUGCUGGGGUCUCCAGACUGGUGGUCAGAUCUCAAAAAUGCCUGGAUGGGAGCUGGGGAUGGGCUGUCUUCCUAAGUGUCAUGCACCAAGCGCUCUGCCU